UAAUGAAAUCAGGUUAACCCGAAUAAUGGAUACUCGAGAUGCGUAGUCUCUUCCACCAUGUUUCCCUUUACAUAGUUCUCUUGUCCAGUUCUAUAAUAGGAAAUAUAGGAGAAAGCACGAUUGACAUUACUCAAAACUUAAAGAAACUAUGGAUUUUCACAAUAUUAUCGUUGCUUUAACUACGAAAGAAAUAGAAAAUGAUGAAAAUUUUGAUGAAAAGCUACAAAUUGUGUUGGAAAGAGCAUUUGUUCUUAUUCCUGAAAAAAUUCAAACAGAAAUUAAUGAAGACAGAAACUCUGUAGAGACAGAUUGUAGUAUACGCUGGAAAUACUUGCAUACUCUUCUCUAUGUGUUAAAUACUAUGCAAAGGAUUCAGCAUGAAUCACCAGAAGCAUGCCUCAGUGUUAGCGAUGUUCGUUCUAUAAAAACAGCAAUUGAGACUGUUGUAUCAAUGGGUAUUCUACCAUUUCUCCUUCCUAGAGUUGGUUUUAGUAUACAUAAAUUGUAUCCAAAGGCCAUGAACAUUCCUUUAGAAAAUCUAACAGAUAUUCAGAAAUAUAAAAGAUUAUCUCAUACAGUUCGCAUUCUCAGUCAAUGGUUUACUCAGACUCUUUUUAAAACAGUUGUUUUUGCACAGCUGGGUCCACUCAUAUCAGGUUUAUUGCAACUUUCGUAUGUGCCGUUAAUGAAACCAUCAGAAAGUACAUUCUCCAGUUCAACAUUAAUGUCAAAUCAGUUUGUAAUGACUGCAAAACUUUAUAUGCAGUUGAGAAACGAACAAGAGGAGUUUCAGAUAAUAUUAAAAUCUUUAAUAAAUAACUGUCCAGGAAGUGCUAUUAUAAAAGAACUUAUGAUAGUGCUUGGAGUUAAGAAUGCACCAAAAUGGUUACGCAUAGAAACGCGUAAAUGUCUGAUAGAUAUAAUAACACAAAGUAAUGGCGUACUUGCUUUAGUACUAGCAGUUUGUGAUGAUAUUUUGGAUUUGGGUGCUCAUUGGGGCAAAUUAGAUAUCGUCGCGUUACUGUUAGCCACUUCGCAAGAGGCAGAUAGUCAAAAAUACUUUGAAUCAGUGUGCUCACAGCUAGUAGACUUGUUGAAAUCAAAAAGCAUAAGGCAUGCUUCAACAAUUGCGAGUUAUUGCAUUAGAACACUCUAUUUAACUAAUGAUGAAAUUUGUACACAAAAGAUCAUUCAUGUAAUAGCAGCACCAUUGUUGUCUAAAACUGAAAAAUUGAACUAUACUGAAGAACAAUUAACUGAGUGCAUAGAGAAUUUAUCCAAGUGUUUUACCACAAGUGAAGCAAACUUUAAGAGUUUACCAAGUGAUUGUUUACAAGAAUUUGCGAUUCCAUUAUUCCGGCUGUACGUUCAAGCCCGUAAGAGUAUUUUGGCACUUCGAAAUACAGUACAAGAACUAUUAUUAGUGUUACUAUCCGAUGCAGCAUCGAGAAAUACUAUUUUUUCUGUUUUUUUGGAAGAUAAUAGUAUCGAAAGCUAUAAAUAUUUUGGGGAAAAAUUGUCUUUUGCUCUUGGUCCUUCCGGAGGAUUUCAAAUUAUUAAAACAGAAACGAACAUUAGUCGUGAAGAAUUAAGUGACAGCCUUAUGGACUUGAUCAAAAAUGAUAAUAACUUGUUGUCCGCUUUAUUCACCUACUUAUUAAAUAGCCUGGUACAUUUAAAAAAACCUACCCGGACAUGUGAUAAUCGCUUGGAAACACCGGAGGACACUAUAGAGUUUAUUGAGAAAAGAGUAGUGACUAUUAAAUUAUUAUCACAACUAGCGGCAACACCAUCAGUCCAACAAGCACAAUUAGAAAAUCCAGAGGCAUUACUAGCCUUUAUAAAAUCAUUGUUUGGAGAGAAAAAUUUCAACUCAGACGCAGCGAAUAAGGUCCUUAUCACUGAAAAUGAUAUGGAAGCAUUGUAUAUUGGUUUAAUGCUGAUUCAAAUGAUACUAACUGAAAGGGGGAAACCAAAAGAUUGGAAACCAUUUACAGAUCUUCUUAACUAUUUGACUGGUGUGCGUGGUUCUAUUAAAGAACAUGCAGAGCUUAAUGUUUUGAUAGAAGAAUUGAUAAUAAUUAUCAAAACGAAAGGUAAAUCAGUAACAAGACAUUAUGAAGAUAUGUCAGUGGACAGCAAGAAGUCAAGCGAAUAUGAAAAAGCUAUAAAAGAUUUGGCAGAUCCUUUGCUUCCUAUUCGUGCACACGGUUUAAUAGUUCUUACGAAAUUAAUUGAAUCACGCGAUCCCAAUAUUAUGGCUAAUAAAGAUAUAAUACUAUGUUUCUUCCAAGAAAAUCUAAAAGAUGACGAUUCAUUCAUCUAUUUAGCGGCCAUAAACGGCUUAUGUGCUUUGGCAUUAUUAUUCCCGGACAAAUUAAUUCAAGUACUCAUUCAAGAAUAUAUUAGUAUGCCCACUAGAAGUGGAUCCAAUGAAAUACCACCGGAAACAAGAUCAAAACUUGGUGAAGUUUUGGUAAAAGUCACCAGAGCUUUAGGUGAAAUGGCUCAAUUACAUAGAAAUGUAUUAAUAAAUGCCUUUUUGUGUGGAACUCGUGAUCCGGAACCAUUAGUGCGUGCAUCAAGUUUGUCUUGUCUGGGCGAAUUAUGCAAAGUUUUAGGAUUCCGUUUAGGAAAUAUCAUAGUUGAGGUUCUUUACUGUAUCGGCUGUAUAAUAAAAACUGACAAAGCACUGGAAUGUCGAAGGGCCGGAGUGCUGGUAGCAACAUUGCUACUACGAGGAUUAGGAAAGGAUGCCUUGAGGAGUCUCGGCAGCGACCUAGUGACUGUGUAUCGAGGACUUAUUCAUUUAAGGGAUACCGAUGAUGAUCCUGUCUUACGCCUUCAUGCGCAACUCGCCCUGGAGGAACUCGAUGAUAUUGUCAAGGAUUUCUUGUUUUCAAAUCCAAAACUUCAGAAAAAUAUAUUCCUUUUACAUUCCACAUAACUUGGCUCCACAAACACAUGAUUUAUUGUGCAACCGUUUAGUUUAUACUCAAUAAAAUUUAUAUAUACAAAUUU
This is a messenger RNA of Cephus cinctus (wheat stem sawfly), 3021 nucleotides long. RefSeq names its product transport and Golgi organization protein 6 homolog (gene Tango6). The record is from RefSeq and is a predicted model, not a curated record. Lineage: Eukaryota; Metazoa; Arthropoda; Insecta; Hymenoptera; Cephidae. The transcript is spliced from 9 exons. Gene Ontology annotation, biological process: protein secretion. The coding region runs from base 149 to 2947 and encodes 932 amino acids. Gene Ontology annotation, molecular function: protein binding.